Messenger RNA from Gongylonema pulchrum, 1284 nucleotides. The record is from the annotation of a GenBank genome assembly. Lineage: Eukaryota; Metazoa; Nematoda; Chromadorea; Rhabditida; Gongylonematidae.
UUGACAUGUGAAGUGGUCUGCGAUAUCUUGAGUGAUUUUCAGGCUGAGCAGAUUACUGGCGGUCAACCGUUUCAGCCGUCAGUCUCUUCGUCGUGCAUGCAGUCCUGUGCGCAGCACUGCACAAAUGUAUGCAAAACUCAGAACUGGCCAACAACACUGUGUCAAGAAGACUGCCAGAAGGCAUGUAGCAGCUCCUGUGCACGGCAGUCGAUCAAAGCAGUAGCUUAUGAGCCAACUCGUCCGCAAACAACAGUGCCAGGCACCACCAUGGUGAAUGCUGCAAACUGCAAGCAGCAGUGCAGCCAAACAUGCAUGGAAAAUUGUGGCAUACAGAACUGGCCGGGCACUGUUUGUCAGAGCAUUUGCGAACCGUCGUGUGCACAGGCAUGUGGACAACCACAAACACCAAACCUUGGGACCACCACUGUAGCCGUGGACAGCUGCAUGCAGCAGUGCACGGAAAGCUGCAUCACAAUGUGCCAGGCUCAGCAACGGCCAGGCAGUGGUUGUUCACAGUACUGCCAGCAAACUUGCUCACGAUACUGCACGCAGCAGAAGCAGCGUGAAAUCCCAGAUUUCGUUGCACAUCAAGUGGUGUGUAAUCAGGAUUGCCCUGCUACGUGUCUCUCCUCUUGCACCACUGACCGCUUCCCACAACCACUGUGCAGGGAUGUUUGCAAGCCAGCAUGCGCGCAAGCAUGCAAGCCAGCAAUCUAUCAGCAAACAGCAGAGACCCAGGUAACGACCCCCGCUACAUCAAGUGAUUGCCUGCGUAUGUGCCAAAAAACAUGCCUAGAUACAUGCCGAGCCCAAAACUGGACUGAAGCGCUGUGUGCACGCAGCUGUCAUCAAGCGUGUGCCAAAGCGUGUGCGCCAAAUGCUCCUGCAUUCGUGCAGUACAUUUCGACAACCAGUCGCUUCAACGACAACUCAAACCCCAACAAACAUCCAGAAUUGCUUGGAUCGAUGCCUUGUGUAAGUGUUCUAGCAGAACUUAGAAACAGCGUUUCAUUUAUGCGUUUUUGCAUGUACGCAAAUGCAGUAAAAACGCAUAUUGUGACAACCCCGGUGUAUGUGUGUGUGUGUGUGUGUGUGUGUGUGUGUGUGUGUGCGUGUGCGUGUGUGUGUGCAUCUGUUUGCGUAUUUCAACUUGACAACCAAUCAAGCUCCGGCGCCAAAAUUUUGCUAGUAGAUUCCUGGCCAACUGCCACCCCAGAACUGCGGUGCCAGCUUUCCCGCACGUCUGGGCCACACGUACGAACGCGUGAAAGUUUUGGCUGGUGA